Messenger RNA from Ostrinia nubilalis (European corn borer), 913 nucleotides. Its product is annotated as EEF1A lysine methyltransferase 1. Gene Ontology annotation, molecular function: protein-lysine N-methyltransferase activity; nucleic acid binding. NCBI's taxonomy places the organism in Eukaryota, Metazoa, Arthropoda, Insecta, Lepidoptera, Crambidae. Bases 114 to 761 code for a protein of 215 amino acids. The transcript is spliced from 4 exons. Gene Ontology annotation, biological process: methylation. The record is from RefSeq and is a predicted model, not a curated record.
CACAUUCGCGGAAGCAUAUUAUUAUACGGAUGAAUUGCGAAAGAAACUAAUUUGCAGCACUCACGAAGCAUGAAUUAAAUUAAAGCUAGAAUUAUUUAAAUCUGCACAGUAACAUGGAGGAUGACGAUGAUGUCCCGACUCUAUCGGCCGAUACAUUUGCAGCGCUUCAAGAGUUCUAUGCAGAGCAGCAGAAGCGACAGGAAAUAUUUACCAAACUUGAGGCAGACGACAAAUUAAAAGAGAAUGUGCUGUUUGAUGAAAAUUGGCAACUAAGCCAGUUUUGGUAUGAUGAGGCUACAGUUCAGGCUCUGGUAAAGGUUAUAGACCGAGUAAUAUCAGACGGAGGGAGGGUGGCGCUUAUUUCUUGUCCUACCCUCUUUGUGCCAGUAAAGAGACAAAUUGGCAAUAGAGCUACAGUGUCCCUGCUUGAAUACGACAGAAGGUUUGAAGUUCAUGCACCAGACUUCAUUUUCUACGACUACAAUACAGCAGACAAGUUACCGCCAGACGUUUUAAACAGUUACGACUUGGUUGUGGCAGACCCACCGUUCCUUUCAGAGGAAUGCAUAACAAAAACUUCGGAAACCAUCAAAUUACUGUCCAAAGAUAAGAUUGUUGUGUGCACAGGUGCCAUCAUGAAGGAAAACGUAGAAAAACUAUUGGAUUUAAAGUUGUGCAAUUUUCAACCACACCACAGAAACAAUUUGGCUAAUGAGUUUUCAUGCUAUGCAAAUUUUAAUCUGGAUGACAUCCUGAGGUGAUAUUUACAAAGUAACUAUGAACAGGCAACUUAUUUACUAAACCAAAACUGAUAAUAUCAGUAUAAUAUAUAGGAAAUUACUAUUGAAAAUUGUAUCUUAUCUGGAACUUAUACAUCUAGAUAGUAAGAAUAAAACUCUACUGUUGUAAAACA